Molecule: messenger RNA, 963 nt
Organism: Pecten maximus
Lineage: Eukaryota; Metazoa; Mollusca; Bivalvia; Pectinida; Pectinidae
Exons: 1
Coding region: 1-963 (320 amino acids)
Source: RefSeq, a predicted model, not a curated record
AUGUUUACUCCAUUUCCGGACAGUCAGUUAGGUACAGAUCACGUUGUUCUUACUUAUUGUCGUUAUAACGCUAACUGCAUCUUAGCGGUAGUGGGUGUGACAGACGAUUCUACGAAUGUCACUGUUGUGUUCCCCUCAAACUUCAAAGGUGUUCUGGAACUUGACGGCAAAACAUACGUGGCAGGAGAAGAAUUCCAUCUGACUUUAUUCAAUCUUCAAACCUUUCAGCUGCUGUCGAAGGCCAAUCUUUCUGGAGUGAUUGUGAGAUCCAACAACAAGGUUGGAGUAUUUGUAGGAGCAGACCGGACAAGUGUUUCCAACACGUAUGGACGGAACCACUUGGGGGAGUCGCUGCCUCCUGUUUCAUAUUGGGGGAAACAAUACAUUCUGGUUAGAAGAGGAUCUGAUGCGGUUCAAAUAGUAUCUUCAACAGACAACAACCAUGUUAACAUCACAACAUGUGAUAAAACUCUGAAAUACGUCAUCAAUCCUAUCCAUGACAUAAUAGAAUUUCAGAUGGAAUGUCCAUUUUGCCAUAUUUCCUCAAGUAACCGUAUUCUAGUGGCUCAGUUUAUCAAGUCGACGGACAAUAAUGAAAAUCCAUCUUUAUACUUCCCCACACCAGUGAUUUUCUACAGUAAAUCCUACGCCGUCACUCCUCCUCCUAAAUCGUACACACCUUGCCAGGUCGGUCUUGUUGCCAGGAUGGAUGACCUCGUGGACAUAGCAGCUCAGCUCACAGGUGAAAGUGUAUCCUGGAUAAAUGUGUCGUCAACAGGCUUCGCUGUCACCACAGUAGUAUUACAAUCAGAGAAAACACUCAUUGUCCGAUCGAAGAAUGAACCGUUUGGGGGACACCUGUCGUGCGAGUUGAGAAAAUACAUGAUAGCGAGCACGCGCCUGGCAUCAAAUAGCAGUAUUGUGGAGGUAGAUCGGCUCUUAUAUAUUUCUUUCAAAGUUUAA